Messenger RNA from Schistocerca cancellata (South American locust), 2264 nucleotides. RefSeq names its product RCC1 and BTB domain-containing protein 1-like. The coding region runs from base 238 to 1833 and encodes 531 amino acids. The record is from RefSeq and is a predicted model, not a curated record. The transcript has 12 exons. NCBI's taxonomy places the organism in Eukaryota, Metazoa, Arthropoda, Insecta, Orthoptera, Acrididae. Gene Ontology annotation, molecular function: protein binding.
UAAAAUCGUGUUGUCGAUUGCCAAUUUUUGUGAUAGUGGGAGGUAUAGCACCAAUAUAUUGACGGUUUGACAAAGCAGAAUUGUCAAUAAAUAUUGAACAUGUGCAGGCCUCUUUAUUUGUUGUAAUGUUGGCGGCUAUUCUGUUUGACGUAUACAAAUAAAUACUGUGGCUGUCACACAAGAGUCGUGACAAUUAUGAGGAGAGAAGUGUGGCAAACGGGCAGAGGUUGCUGAAAUAUGGAUUUACGAAAGUGGGCUAUAUUUAGCCUACUUGAGCCACGUUUUGUUUCAAAAAUCAAGAUUGCCUGUGUUUUUGGGAACAGUGGAAAUGAAGCUCUAAUAGUUACAGAAGAUGACAGUGUUUAUGCACUGGGCUCCAAUUCUGCAGGAUGCUUGGGACUAGAAUGUCAUGAUAGCACACUUUUUCCAAAAAAAGUAAAGGCGCUUUGUCAUAAGCGUGUGGAAGGAUUUGCAUAUGGGAGUGGCCCCCAUGUUUUAGCAUAUACUGCAGAUGGAUUGGUUUUCUCUUGGGGUCACAAUGGAUAUUGUGAAGUAGGAGAUGGAACUUCCUGUCAGAGACUGAAACCAACAGUGAUUGAUAUGGCUCUUGAAGGCAAGCAUGUAGUUGCAGUUGCUGCUGGGAGCCAUCAUUCACUUACCUUGACUGAUGAUGGUGAGAUUUAUGCAUGGGGACAUAACAACUGUGGUCAGGUUGGUUCAGCAUUGAGCUCCAACCAGAGUGCUCCAAGAAAAGUGAACAGUGUAAUUGGUGGGAAGAAAUGCGUAUCCAUUGCUUGUGGCCAGACAUCAUCCAUGGCUGUGACAGAAAAUGGCGAAGUUUAUGCCUGGGGCUAUAAUGGUGUUGGUCAGCUAGGCAUUGGAAAUACCUCAAACCAGCAGACACCAGUGAGAGUAAAAGGUAUUCUUUGCUCUGUUGUGAUCACAAAAGUGGAAUGUGGUUAUUCACAUACAUUAGCAUUGUCAGAUAUGGGACAACUGUUUGCGUGGGGUAGCAAUGGGUAUGGUCAACUGGGCACUGGAACAAAAUCAAACUGCAAUUCACCAGUACAGAUUGCACAGGAUAUUGGCAGGAUUGUUGAUAUUGCAGCAUCGCACUAUUCACAAAUUUCUGCUGCCAUGACGCAGAAUUCAACUGUGUAUAUGUGGGGUUAUUGUCGAGGACAAAUUAUCACUCUACCAACAAAAACACCAUUUUCUUCCUUGCAUGAAGUUUUUGCCUGUUUCUCAACACCAGCUGUCAUGUGGAAGCCACUGGAAGUGAAACAACAUGAAGGGAAUACAGUGGCAGAAAGUUUAAGAGCUGCUUUUGAUGAUCCAAACACUAGUGACCUGACAAUCAAUGUUCAAGGUAGGCCAAUUUAUGUCCACAAGACAGUGUUGAAGAUUCGGUGCGAACAUUUCAGGGCUAUGUUUGAACACAAUUGGCAGGAAAGUACAAGAAGUGAACUCAAUAUGGAGUACUAUACAUAUCCUGUAUACAGAGCAUUUCUUGAAUACCUUUACACAGAUCAUGUCCUGUUACCACCAGAAAAUGCUUUGGAGUUGUUGGUACUUGCGACAGAAUAUUGUGAAGCACAGUUGAAGAGAUUAUGUGAGCAGAUAAUAGAACAUGGAAUAACAGUAGAAAAUGCUGCAUCACUCUAUGCUGCUGCUAUUCAGUACCAAGCAAAGGAACUUGAGGAGUUCUGCUUCAAGUUUUGUCUGAAUCACAUGACAGCUGUAGUUCAGACAGAUGAUUUCAGUAAACUUGAAGGUGACACCCUAAAAGAUUUUAUACGUAGAGCUGCUCAUAAUGGGGCAUUUAAGUCGUAGAUUAAUUCUUGUGUUCUCAUCUUGAGUACACUCAAAUAUGAUUACAAUGCAGAUUUAAAUCUGUCUGAAAAAAAAAAGAGACACAUGAAUUGUCUAGUGUUGAACUCUUCCAUGCGGUAAUAAUUUUUUUGGGGAUGGAGCAACACAACAGAUUUUUACACUGGUAAAUGAGUAUUGUUAAAUUAUGAAUGACCUGUGAUAAAUACAUCAGUAUUCUGUGGCAUGUAAAGAUUUUAUAUGUGAGUGUAAAGAACUGGUUUCUGUAUUUUUAUAUUCCAACAUGCUGUGAUCUAAGAUUGUUAUUAGCAAAGUGUGAAAUUCUUGAAAUUGUUAACUAACUUUUAUUUGUAAUUUAGUACUGUUGUAAAUAAAUCUGUUUGUACUUGUUGUUGUUCUCAUUUUGAAAUAAAAUUUCUGUGUUUUCUCGUGAA